This is a messenger RNA of Polypterus senegalus (gray bichir), 1450 nucleotides long. It is a transcript of the gene ckmt1, whose product is annotated as creatine kinase, mitochondrial 1. Gene Ontology annotation, biological process: phosphocreatine biosynthetic process. Lineage: Eukaryota; Metazoa; Chordata; Cladistia; Polypteriformes; Polypteridae. Gene Ontology annotation, molecular function: creatine kinase activity. The record is from RefSeq and is a predicted model, not a curated record. Gene Ontology annotation, cellular component: mitochondrion. The transcript is spliced from 10 exons. The coding region runs from base 16 to 1338 and encodes 440 amino acids.
GGGAGGUUUCUUUUCAUGGAUACUUCUCAGAUUGUGCAGGGUUUAUCCAGCAGCCUUUCUCUCUGCGUCGGAGUGUGGGACACAAUGGCGAGCACCUUCACCCGGGUUCUGUCAAGCAAAAAGACGGUGGGACUCCUGUCUCUUGUUGGUGUGGGAUCUUUAACAGCAAGCUAUUUGAUCAACCGGGACCAUGUCAACGCAGGAACGGAAUUAAAAAGAAGACAGUACCCGCCAAGUGCGGAGUAUCCUGAUCUGAGGAAGCAUAACAACUGCAUGGCCAGUCAGCUGACUCCUGCCAUCUACGCUAAACUCUCUGAUAAAGCCACUCCCAAUGGCUUCACUUUAGAUCAUUGCAUCCAGACUGGGGUGGACAAUCCAGGACACCCUUUCAUCAAGACGGUGGGCAUGGUGGCAGGAGAUGAAGAAUCAUAUGAGAUAUUUGCUGACCUCUUUGAUCCCGUCAUUAAAGAAAGGCACAAUGGAUAUGACCCAAGGACCAUGAAACAUCCCACUGACCUGGAUUCCAGUAAGAUCCGCUCAGGAUUUUUUGAUGAACGCUAUGUCCUGUCUUCACGAGUACGGACAGGCCGCAGCAUUCGGGGACUGAGCCUUCCUCCUGCUUGCACCCGAGCAGAGAGGCGUGAGGUAGAGCGAGUGGUCUCAGAUGCACUGGGUGGACUCAGAGGAGACUUGACGGGCCGCUAUUAUCGCUUGAGUGAGAUGACGGAUGGUGAGCAGCAGCAACUUAUCGAUGACCAUUUCCUGUUCGACAAGCCUGUCUCUCCUCUGCUGACCUGUGCAGGCAUGGCGCGAGAUUGGCCAGAUGCCCGUGGAAUUUGGCACAACAAUGAGAAGACCUUUCUUAUCUGGAUAAAUGAAGAAGACCACACUCGUGUCAUAUCUAUGGAGAAAGGAGGAAACAUGAAGAGGGUCUUUGAAAGGUUCUGCAGAGGACUCAAAGAGGUUGAGAGGCUAAUCCAGGAGAAAGGCUGGGAGUUCAUGUGGAACGAGAGACUUGGCUACAUCCUGACCUGCCCAUCCAACCUGGGGACAGGACUGAGGGCAGGCGUGCACAUUAAUCUACCUCUGCUGAGCAAGGAUCCACGUUUCUCAAAAAUCCUGGAAAACUUGCGCCUUCAGAAACGUGGAACCGGCGGAGUGGACACGGCUGCGGUUGGAAGUACUUUUGACAUUUCAAACUUGGACCGUCUUGGCAAGUCUGAGGUGGAGCUUGUGCAGACCGUGAUCGAUGGAGUAAACUACUUGAUUGACUGUGAAAAAAGACUUGAACGUCGCCAGGACAUCAAAAUCCCCUCGCCCAUCAGCCAGUUCAAAUAAAAAGUAAAAGAUGACAACAUGUGACGCUAGGUGGCAUGCUUACAUGAGACGCAGUGUGUGUGCGCCCAAAGCGAAGUGACAAGCUGCUUAAUAAACGUACGAUCUGCUGUAA